Messenger RNA from Linum trigynum, 2433 nucleotides. The record is from the annotation of a GenBank genome assembly. NCBI's taxonomy places the organism in Eukaryota, Viridiplantae, Streptophyta, Magnoliopsida, Malpighiales, Linaceae.
AUGGAGGUUCAGGUGAAGCAAGAGAUCGUAGAAUCCCCCAACCGCGGGCUCGGACCGAAUCGACUCACAACCGGAGUUGCGAGGUUUCCACCACCUGAUGUGAUCGUGCUCAGCAGCAGCGACUCGGACUCCGACGCCGAAGAGGCUUCCGCCGGUGGCCGCCACAAUGCCGACGGAGGGUUGGGAGGUUCGGAGCACAAAAGGAGGAAGUUGAACGGGUUGGGGGUCACUAAGCCGGAUAACCUCUUGGCUCCGCUUCCGCCGGGGGCCGAUGUAGCUUCCCAGGCUUUGACCGUCGUUCGCCCCGUCGAGUCGAGAGAAAACGGGAGUGUGAUGGUCAAUGGUCAUAACUCUAAGCAGUUUUGGAAAGCCGGUGAUUACGAGGGCGAUUCCGUUGCUGCUUGGGAUGUCCCUUCUGGUGGCAUGGAUCAUGUCAGGGUUCAUCCAAAGUUCUUACAUUCCAAUGCAACCAGCCACAAAUGGGCUCUUGGAGCCUUUGCAGAACUGAUGGACAAUGCAUUGGAUGAGGUCUGCAAUGGAGCAACGCUAGUGAAGGUAGACAUGAUGAAAAGCGGGAAAGAUGGGAGCAGAAUGCUACUGAUUGAGGAUGACGGUGGUGGGAUGGAUCCAGAUAAAAUGCGAAAGUGCAUGUCCUUAGGUUAUUCUGCUAAAAGCAAAGUGGAUAACGCCAUUGGCCAGUAUGGCAAUGGUUUCAAGACAAGUACCAUGAGGCUUGGUGCUGAUGUUAUUGUGUUUUCUCGUUGUUGUGGACAAAAUGGCAAGAGGCCAACCCAGAGCAUUGGUUUGCUAUCAUACACAUUCCUGAGGAAUACAGGAAAAGAGGACAUAGUAGUUCCAAUGCUUGACUAUGAAAGAGAAGGACAAGGGUGGAGCCGAAUUGGUCGACUUUCUGAUGCUGACUGGACUAGGAAUGUGGAAACAAUUCUUCAGUGGUCCCCGUUUCUUAGCGAGACGGAUCUUCUACGGGAGUUAGAUAUGUUGUCAGAUCAUGGGACACGCAUAAUAAUCUACAAUCUCUGGGAGGAUGAUGAAGGAUUCUUGGAGCUUGAUUUUGAUGCUGAUCCUCAUGACAUACAACUUAGGGGGGUAAAUCGAGAGGAGAAAAACAUCCAAAUGGCCAAAGAGUUCCCCAACUCGCGCCAUUUUCUGACAUACAAGCAUUCGUUACGGAGUUAUGCUUCAAUUCUCUAUCUCAGAAUUCCUCCUGCCUUUCGGAUCAUCCUUCGUGGAAAAGAUGUUGAGCACCACAAUAUAGUAAAUGACAUGAUGAUGUCCCAGGAUGUGAUAUAUCGGCCACAGGCUCCUGUUGACGGGACAUCCAAGGAUCAUAGUAGUAUGACCGCUGCUGUUACAGUGGGAUUUGUCAAGGAUGCCAAGUAUCAUAUUGAUGUUCAAGGGUUCAAUGUCUAUCACAAGAAUCGGCUCAUCAAGCCAUUUUGGAGGCUGUGGAAUGCUGCGGGAAGUGAUGGACGUGGAGUUAUUGGUGUUCUGGAAGCCAAUUUUGUUGAACCUGCCCAUGACAAGCAAGGUUUUGAACGUACAACUGUUCUGUCACGGCUCGAGACUCGUCUAAUACAAAUGCAAAAGAAUUACUGGUGUUCAAACUGUCACAAAAUUGGCUAUGCUCCCAGACGUAACAAGAAAGGCUUAGGUGAAGAGACAGAAACAAAUUUUUCACACGAUCAGAGUUCUGGAGGAAAAGCACCAACAGAAAGACCGGGGAAAGUGCGAUAUGGAAAGCAAAACGUUUCAAGGAAAGGAAACAACAGUAUCACAAAGUCUCCAGUUAAAUAUAGAAAAGGAUUUGAAUCUUCUGAACCAUCAUCUCCUUCUGAGGAUGCAAAUGAAAGUAACUUCCGCAGUUCUUCCCCUCUGAAAAAAGCAACUUCCAGCGCUCCUGCAAGUAAAACUUUACCGACAGAUGUGUUGGAUGGAAAUCGGCCAUCUGCACAUUUGGGACAUAGCAGAAUUCAUAAUGACUCCAGCCCAUCUGGGGAAUGUGUUCCACCAGUCAUACGUACCCAGUCAAAGGUAGGUGUUGUUAAUCUUGGUGAGGACGGCCAUGUUUCAGCAGUCAACAUGGAUACAAGUGACUGGCUAAAGCAAGAGAACCGUGUACUGAAGGAAAGAUUAGAGAAGAGGGAGGCGGAACUUCGAUUGAUGAGUUUGAAGUGCCAGAAAUGCAGUGCUCUUAAGGGACAGUUGGAUCACGCACAGCAGAAGAUAGAAGACCUGAACAAGGAGCAGGAGAGUCUAAUUGAUAUAUUCUCAGAGGAGAAGGAGCGGAGGGACAAGGAAGAGGAUAAUUUGAGGAAGAAGUUGAAGGAUGCAUCCAACACCAUACAAGAAUUGCUAGAUAAGGUAAGGCUCCUGGAGAAGAUGCAACCAAGCUCUAGCAAUGCAGGAAGGUAA